Molecule: messenger RNA, 1928 nt
Organism: Hevea brasiliensis (rubber tree)
Lineage: Eukaryota; Viridiplantae; Streptophyta; Magnoliopsida; Malpighiales; Euphorbiaceae
Product: DEAD-box ATP-dependent RNA helicase 38
Exons: 8
Coding region: 107-1636 (509 amino acids)
Biological process (GO): poly(A)+ mRNA export from nucleus
Cellular component (GO): cytoplasmic stress granule; nucleus
Molecular function (GO): ATP binding; RNA helicase activity; RNA binding
Source: RefSeq, a predicted model, not a curated record
UACAGAAAAAGCCCAUUUGAGCCGCGCUUUUUCCGGUCUUUACGGAACGCUCAUUUCAAUCUCAGUGUAACCGAUCUUGCUCCCCCUCGAAACUACCAGUACUUCAAUGGCGGGUGCUACGGAAGCCACUGCCAGUGCGGAGACGGAUAGCGUAACACCUGCGUCUGCUGUCGGGAGUAAUAUAGAGCUAGAAAACAAGCCACAAACGGAGGAAAUAAAGCGAUGGGGUGAUGUAGUGGACGAUGAGGAGCAACCGAGCGAUACUGUCUCAUCAUCAGAGGAUAAAGUCGUUGAAGAACUUAAAGUGGAUAAAUUAUCGAUUGAUGAUACCAAAAAGAUAAACAAAUUCCUCGAUGACCCUGAAGAUUCUAGCAUCCAAGCUGUUACAUCUGGUGAUACCCCAUAUGCAUCAGCAAGUACAUUUGAAGAUUUGAACCUGUCACCCGAGCUGUUGAAGGGAUUGUAUGUGGAGAUGAAAUUCCAGAAACCUAGCAAAAUUCAAGCCAUAAGUCUUCCUAUGAUCUUGACUGCUCCAUACAAAGAUUUGAUAGCUCAGGCACAUAAUGGUUCUGGUAAGACCACUUGUUUUGUGCUCGGCAUGUUGAGUCGCGUCAAUCCAGAUGUGAAAAGACCUCAGGCACUUUGCAUUUGUCCUACAAGGGAGUUGUCUAUUCAGAAUUUGGAGGUUCUUCAAAAGAUGGGAAAGUACACUGGAAUCAGUUCAGAAUGUGCUGUGCCAAUGGAAAGUGCAAACAAUGAUAGAUCUAGAAGUCGGCCACCAAUAUUUGCACAAGUAGUUAUUGGCACCCCUGGUACAAUAAAGAGAUUAAUGUCACAGAAGAAAUUAAGUGUUAUUGAUAUGAGAGUUCUUGUUUUUGAUGAGGCUGAUCACAUGCUGGCCAAGGAUGGAUUUCAAGAUGAUUCCUUGAGGAUAAUGAAGGAUAUUGAAAGAUUCAAUGCUCAAUGCCAGGUUCUUUUGUUUUCUGCGACGUUUGAUGAGACUGUCAAGAAUUUUGUAUCAAUGAUUGUGAAGAAAGAUCACAAUCAACUCUUUGUGAAGAAAGAAGAACUAUCAUUAGAUUCUGUGAAGCAAUACAAGGUAUACUGUCCUGAUGAGAUGGUCAAAAUUCUAGUAAUUAAAGACAGAAUCCUUGAACUAGGAGAGAACCUCGGACAGACAAUUAUAUUUGUGAACACAAAACGUAGUGCGGCUAUGUUGCAUAAGGCACUUGUUGACUUGGGUUAUGAAGUGACCACCAUUCAUGGUGCACUCACUCAUGAAGAUCGAGACAAGAUAGUCAAAGAGUUUAAAGAUGGGUUGACUCAAGUUCUGAUAUCAACCGACCUUCUAGCCCGAGGCUUUGAUCAACAGCAGGUUAAUUUGGUUAUCAAUUAUGAUCUUCCAGUGAAAUAUGAGACUCCAUCAGAGCCUCAUUAUGAGGUGUACUUGCAUAGGAUUGGUAGAGCAGGGCGUUUUGGCCGCAAAGGAGCUGUCUUCAACUUUGUGAUGACUGAUAGGGACGAGAUGAUCAUGGGAAAAAUUGAAAAGUAUUUUGGGACCCAAGUAAAAAAGGUCCCAUCCUGGAACAGUGAGGAGGAUUUUAAGAUAGCCCUGAAAGAAGCUGGGUUGCUGUAAUGUCAGCCACAUCUGUUAUUGUUGAGCUUGGCCGGUACACAAGCAUGGAUGUUGGAGCAGCAUAGUCUCUUGAAGAGUUGCAGAUUUUGUCACAAACAUGAAUUUUGGUGAUUUGAGUGAUCGUAAUUUUGCAGAUUUCGUCACGGAUACCAGUUAUAGUUGUCAAGUCGACCAUUCUAUAAAGUUGCCCAUUUUGUAUAGAAAAUAGUUUUUUUUUUUUUUUAGGACUAUUGAAAAUAGUAUAAUGUGAUGAAAUUCUGCUAUAAAAUUAUUAUUUAUUAAAAAUUUUCAA